Ogataea angusta is the source of this 1041-nucleotide messenger RNA. RefSeq lists its product as uncharacterized. The record is from RefSeq and is a predicted model, not a curated record. NCBI's taxonomy places the organism in Eukaryota, Fungi, Ascomycota, Pichiomycetes, Pichiales, Pichiaceae. Gene Ontology annotation, cellular component: RNA polymerase I core factor complex. Gene Ontology annotation, molecular function: RNA polymerase I general transcription initiation factor activity; TBP-class protein binding; RNA polymerase I core promoter sequence-specific DNA binding. The transcript has a single exon. Gene Ontology annotation, biological process: transcription initiation at RNA polymerase I promoter; nucleolar large rRNA transcription by RNA polymerase I. Bases 1 to 1041 code for a protein of 346 amino acids.
AUGGCGUUUUUGCACUACAGCUCUGCGCUGGACUCAGAUUUUGCCAAUCGGCGCCGCAUCCAGCUCGCGAAACGGGUCGGCAACUACGCGGCGAGUCAGAUAGCGUCUCAGCCGGGGAAACGCAUAUUCAACCCGGACAACAGGCCGAAGAACGCAAACAAACGCAACGGUAUACUGGAAAAUUCAUACGAACGGUGGAUCGGUAAUGGGAGCCCCUCAUUGGUCGAGCGCGAGGCCCCUGAAAAAGCUCAAGCAUACUCCAAUGAGGACGCCGAGCUACAGACUCUCAUCUGUGGCGACGAGAUUAUUCCAUCUCGGAGUGGAAUAGCGCGCAGUCACGUGAACGCCAGAGGCUCGCUCCAGAGCCAUGUAAGGAUGUUGAACACCCUGUUGCAUAUCAACCUGAUGCAGGGCAGGUGGGAGACCAGCUACCGCAUAUUUGCUCUGCUGGUGCGGGUUUAUGGCACCGACACCAGAGAGCUGUGGCCGGUGGGACUGGAGAUUUUGAAAAGACUCAACGAAAAGGAGACAGGGUGCGAGGACGACCCCACAAAAGCGCGGGUGCGCGCCAAUGAUGGGGUGCCAAGACGGUAUCAGCCCAAGAUAUUCAGAUUUCUGCGGUUUCUCCAGAACUCGCACGACAUGAAGUCGUCGGAGAUAGUGGGGCGAUAUCCUUAUCAGGUCGUCGAUAACGCGCUGGAUAAGCGGCUUGACGAGGACGCAUGCAAGAAGGACUAUCAAACACACCAUUUUCUGCGACUGGAGACCGCCCCCCUGUUCAAGUCGGGCUCCAAAACACAUCUUGCAAUGUACGUAGUGUCGUUGCUAUGGGAACUGACCGUUGCCGGGCAGCACACACAAUUUUACGAGCUCGAGGAAAUGCUAAAGCUUAAUUUCUCAGGCGAGAGUUUUGUGCUCCAAUACCUUAAGGGCAUCAACAAGAUCCGCGAGGGGCUGAAGCUGGAGCGGGACGGUAGGCCCGGCGCCGGGAACGCCAUCAGCGAGGGCGAGACCAUUUUGCGGGAAAUGGGUCUCGAAUGA